AUGGCGGUGUCAGGUCGCGGCGGGCCGGGGGGGGCACCUGAGCGGGGAGCGCCGGAUUUGACGGAGGCCGCGCCGGGGAGGGCUGGGCCGGUGGCUGGAGGGAGCUAUUUCGGGGCGGAAGGUCGGUUGUACGGCGGAGGCGCUCCUUAUAACUCCCUCGACGCCCUCCACGUCCCACUCCCUCGCCUCGCGUCGACAGCGCCGCGCACCCAGCCCUGGCCUUGUGCUCUUCACGUCCCGGGGCGCCCAGCGGACGGGGGCGCUUGCGAGGGUGCUGCGGUCGGCGCCCCCGCGUCAGCGCCAGUCCCGCUGGUGGAGACGCAGACGCGGACCCGGACGGUUGCCGGACGGCGGUUGGACGGGGACGUGGGCGGAGACGGAGACGGAGGCGAGGCUGGGGCUGAAGGGGCCUCGCAGCACGCGGCGCGGGCGAGGCGCGUGGCAGGCGUGCUCGGACCCUCGACGUCUUCCGUCGACGCUUAUGAGCCCGCGCGGCCUCCUCUCCUCCCCGCUCGCUCCCCUCUCCGCCCCCGUCCCCCCACACGCCCCGCCACAGCCACAGCCACCUCCAGCCACCUCCUACAACAUUCAUCCUCCUCGCCACCACCCUCUUCGUCCUCGUCCUCGUCCUCUUCUUCACCGCUACCACCACCGCUACCACCACCACCACCACCACCACCAGCGGAUCCACACCCAUCUCCACCCGCGGACGACGAAGAGCCCAGUGCUGACGAGCCCGCACCCGGCGCCGCCAUGCCACUCCUGCGCAAUCGCAGCUUCGGCUCCCUCGCCAACCUCCUCGACUCCCUCCAGCCCGCGCCCACACCCACCAACGACCUCAGAUCGAUCCCGAUCUCGUCCCCCUCCGCACCCGUCGCCCUCGCCCGCCCUCGAUCCCACUCCCACUCCCACUCGCCCUCGCCCCCGCCCUCGCGCUCGCACGUGCCACCGCACGCGCACUCGCACUCGGCGUCCUCGGCCUCGUCCACGCCCCAGCCCGACAAGCCGCUCCCCGUGCCCCCAGACCCCUCCGCGCCCCCGCCGGCCCCCGCCAUCUCCAAGCGCACCCACGCCCUCCUCGAGCUGCUCUCCUCCGAGCGCGCGUACGCCUCGGACCUCGCCCUCAUCCGCGACAUCCACAUCCCGCUCGCCCUCGGCAAAGAGGCCCCGUUCCCUCUUCCAUCCGCCCCUGCCAGCGCCGCCGCCGCCGCCGCCGCCGCCACAGACACCCCGACCGUCAUCCCCUCCUCUGCCUCCUCCCGCACCCUCUCCACCGCCUCCUCCUCCACCGCCGUCUCGUCCGCCUCGGGCGCCGCCCCUGCCGCCGCCGCCGCGGCGCCGAUGACCCCGCACGACGCCCACACCAUCUUCGGCAACGUCGCCGAGCUCGCGCUCUUUUCCGACGCGUUCUCCGAGCGCCUUGAGGACGCCCUUGGCGACGUGCUCGAGGGCGGGAAGGGCCCCGACCACGUCGGCGAGGUCUUCAUCGAGAUGAUCCCGCACAUGGAGCCGCCGUACAAGACGUACAUCACGCACCACCCGACCGCCGUCGCGCACCUCAACGCGCUCCCACAAACCCCCGCGCUCGCCGCCUACCUCGCGCACACGCGCACGCUCGCCGCGUCCCUCACCCACGCCUGGGACCUCCCCUCGCUCCUCAUCAAGCCCGUCCAGCGCCUCCUCAAAUACGCCCUCCUCCUCGCCGCCGUCCUCGACGACACCCCCGACUCCCACCCAGACAAGCCCCGCCUCCGCACCGCAAAGUCCAUGAUCGAGGCCGUCUCGCGCGCCGUCAACGAGGGCCGCCGCCGCCGCGAGGUCGUCCGCGACAUCCUCGCCGCCGCCGACCCCGCCGCCAAGAAGAAGCCCGCCCCACCCGUGCUCGCGCUCCCCCUCGUCCUCGCCGCCGCCGUCCACAUCGGCCGCGUCACAAAGGGCCGCCCGCCCCUCGCCCCCGCCGACACGGACGAAACAGACGCCGUCGCGCGCCUCGAGCAGCGCCUCAAAGCCGCCCUCGCCUACGCCCACGCACUCGCGCGCGACGCCCUCGCCUGGGCCAGCGCCGCCCGCGCGCUCGCCGCGCAGCUCGCCACCUGGGCCCGCGCCUUUGGCCGCGCGCUCGGCAUCACGCCCGAGCAGGCCUCCGAGGCCUUCGACGCCUUCUGCGCCGUCGCGGACCCGCAGCUCACCGCGCUCUCCGACGCACUGGACGCGACGCUCCGCGCGCGCCUCCUCCCGCCGCUCCGCGCGCUCGUCGAGUCCGCCGCGCCCCCCUUGCGCCUCCUCGACGCGCUGCACGCCCUCGCGCCCGCGCACGCCGCGCUGCUGCACCACAGCGCCGCGCGCGGGCGCCCCCCUCCGGCGCUCCUCGACGCGUCGCAGGCGUACGUCGCGCUGCGCGGGGAGCUGCGCACCGAGCUGCCGAAGUUCCUGCGCCUGGUGGAUAAGGCGCUCGCGCACGCGCUGCAGGCCCUCGCGGGGUGGCAGGCGCGGUACUGGGCGGACGUGCGGGAUUGCUGGGCGGAGCUGUGGGAUGCGCUGCGGGUGGAGGGGGAGCGGAACGCGGGGGCAGAAGAGACGGAGAGGGUGUGGCGCGAGCGGUGGGAGCUGGUCGAGCGCGAGGUGGCGGCGCUCGGGAUCGUGGGUGCGGAGCGGGCGCCGCUGCGGGCGCGCGGGAGCGGCGGCGCAGGAGGCGGAGGGAGUGGUGGUGGGAAUGAUGACGCCGCGGGUGGGGGCGGUCACAGCGGGAGCAGCCAGAGCCAUAGCAGCGGCAGCGGGAACAGCAACAGCAGCACCACGCGCGCAGGGGCCGUCGCCUCGAUGCUCAACGCCCUCGACCCCAUACGCCCCUCCACCGCUUCCCCCUCGUCCCCGCCCCCUGUCCCGCCCCCCUCGUCCUCCCGCGACCCCCCGCGCGCACGCCCCUACGGCUACGGCUUUGCACCCGCCCUCGCACGCGCUCCCUCCUCCUCCUCCUCUUACGCCCACGCCCCCGCGCCGCGCAGACGCCGCUCCAGCGAGAGCCUGCACUCCAUCCGCUCCGCGCGAUCCGCGCUCUCCUCCACCCGCUCCGCGCGCACAGACGACUCCGCCCUCGCGCGCCCGCCGCCCUUGCCGAACUCGCACUCGCACUCGCAGCCGCACACCCCCCCGUACCCAUACCAUCACCAGCAGCAGACGCAGACGCAGAAGCAGAAGCAGAAGCAGAAGCAGCUGCCGCCCCCGCGCCGCGCGAGUGCUCCGCUGCCGCUGCCGCUGCGCAAGGCGCCCUCGCAGGGGCGCUUUGCCCGCGAGGCAGAGCCCUCGCCGCCGGAUAGGGACCGUGACCGUGGCCGUGACCGCGACCGUGAUAGGGGCCGCCUCCAGCGCGCGCAGAGCCUGCGGCAGAACUUUAUGGACACGUUCCGCGCGCCGCGCACGGGCUCGCGCAAGGCGCGCGCGACCCAGGCGCAGGCUCAGACGCCGGCCUACGCUCCGCCGGCGUACGGGGAGCCCGAGGACGAUUACGACUAUGCCUACGCCGACGACAACCCCGCCGACGCCGACGCCGACGCCGACGCCGCAGCCGCGGACGACGCGGCGCUGAUCACGCAGUGGCGCGGCGCGCGCGCGCUGUACACGUGCCGCGUCGUGCACGCGUGCGCGCCGCCGCCGGGCGUGGCGUACUGCGGGCUGCCGUUCUUCACGCUCGCGCUCGGCGCGGCGUUCGACGUGCUCAAGGAGGCGGGGCACCCGAGCGCGCACCGCGAUCUGCCGCUGUAUGUUGAUGAUGGGGAGGACUGCUUGUUGCUUGUGCGGGAGAGGGAGAGGGAGAGGGAGAGGGGGGAGGGGGCGCUGGGGUGGGUGUUGGCGAGUUUCGUGUAUCCGUUGGAGUGA
Heterobasidion irregulare TC 32-1 is the source of this 3876-nucleotide messenger RNA. RefSeq lists its product as uncharacterized. Lineage: Eukaryota; Fungi; Basidiomycota; Agaricomycetes; Russulales; Bondarzewiaceae. The coding region runs from base 1 to 3876 and encodes 1291 amino acids. The record is from RefSeq and is a predicted model, not a curated record. The transcript is spliced from 5 exons. Gene Ontology annotation, molecular function: guanyl-nucleotide exchange factor activity.